CGAGUCGUGGAGUCAGUACGUAAGAAAGAGGCCGUGCGCGCGCAUCCAGCAGGAGUCAGGCAGGAUGCAGCAGCAGCUUCCCAAGAACCUCACAACUGACGACUCUGGAUCCGAGCCUGUCCACCUCUGAUCAGCCAUCAUCCCACCUGUCACCCAGCUAAGGCUUCACACGCUUCUCGCACACACGACUCAAAGGAGGAGUGUCCAACUUCAUCAUAUGGUGACACAUUACUUUCUGGUAGCGAUCCUAAGCAACGAGCCUGACAUUCCAUCCUUGGCCCGCUGAACUUGAAGCGACCAGAGACUUCCAACCCAGUCAAGGAACAGAUACUCACUGGUGCAGCAUGAACGUCACCGACAAGAAACAGGAGGCAGACUUGUCCCCAGAGGUGGACGAGCUGGAGCCUCAAGUCAGAUCAUUGGCAUCGUCUGGCAAACUCACAGAUGCACUGGAGAAGAUUGCCACCUUGGAGAAGCGCUCUCGUAAUGCAGCCGAUUUGGGCUCCACUACCCGCCUGCUGCUGCUUUCCGUGCUGCUCAUUCGAAGCAAGCCCGACCUCAAAUCCACCAACUGGCAACUGCUUUCCGAGACCCUUUCUUCGUUGUCCCGCAAGCAUGGACAGCUGAAGCAAGCGGUCACCAAGAUGGUUCAAUUGUCCAUGUACUUUCUACACCCACCCGGCUCCAGCUUGGUGCCUUCUGAGGAGGGACCAGAGGACGAAGAGGGUGACGUGGAAAUGAAGGACGUGGCGGCAGAUAGCAUCCACGGAGAAAAGCCUGGGUCGUCGAGUCAGGCAAAGGAAGCGAGCGGUCAAGCCAAAAAGGGGGACAGGAAGCCGGGCCAGGAAAAAGCUCUGGAGGACAAAGGCGAAGGUGCAGAGGACCCAAAGAUCACCAAGCUGAUAGAUGAAGCAAAGACGAUCGGUGACCAGGGUGUGACGGAGGAUCAAAGGCACAAACUGAUCGAGACUUUGAGAACGGUUACCGAAGGCAAGAUCUUUGUAGAGGUGGAGCGUGCUCGGGUCACGCGUCUUUUGGCUUCUAUCCUUGCUGCAAAAGGCGACGUCUCGGGUGCUGCGGAUGUUCUGCAGGAGCUCGCAGUGGAGACAUUUGGCAGUAUGGGUCGUCGAGAAAAGACGGACUUCAUUCUCGAGCAAAUGCGCUUGAACUUGGAGAGGGGCGACUAUGCAAGAACUAACAUCGUCUCGCGCAAAGUCAACACAAAGUUCUUUGACGAGAGAAGACAACAAGACCUCAAGUUGAAGUUCUACGAAUUGAUGAUCAAGUAUGCCCUACACGAGCGCAAACAUCUUGAUGUUGCUCGCUACGAAAACGCGAUCUUUGACACCCCAAGGAUCAAGGUGGACGAGCAAAAAGUUCGACAAGCCCUGCAGAAUGUCGUUGUCUUCUUGAUCUUGUCCCCGUAUGACAACGAGCAAAGCGACAUGAUGGCUCGGAUCGAGCAGCUCGAGGCGCUGGACAAGGUGCCGGAACACAAGAACCUCCUCAAGUGCUUCACCACACCCGAAUUGAUGAGAUGGCCAGGCAUCCAGGAGCUCUACGGACCUCUUCUGCGCUCAACGCCUACCUUUGCUGUUGGAGCUGAUGGCGACUACAGAUGGGAGGAGCUGCACAAGAGAGUCGUUGAGCAUAAUAUUCGCGUCGUGAGCAAAUACUACACCAAGAUCACCCUGGAAAGGCUCGCAACCUUGCUUGACCUGUCGGUGGAGGAGGCGGAAAAGUCACUCGCUGCACUUGUCACUUCGGCCACGGUCUGGGCCAAGAUUGACAGGCCUGCUGGUGUGGUCAACUUUGAGAGGAGAAAGGAGACUUCGGAGCACCUCAAUGCGUGGAGCAACGACAUGGGUCAAUUGCUGGGCCUGGUCGAAAAGACUUGCCAUUUGAUCAGUAGAGAGCACGCAAUCUCCAAGGCGGGCUUGGUUGCUGCCCAACAGUAGACGCAACAUUUGAUGCAAAUGAGAUGGCUUUGAAACCUUGA
This is a messenger RNA of Ceraceosorus guamensis, 1999 nucleotides long. RefSeq names its product putative RPN5-26S proteasome regulatory subunit. The record is from RefSeq and is a predicted model, not a curated record. The transcript has 6 exons. NCBI's taxonomy places the organism in Eukaryota, Fungi, Basidiomycota, Exobasidiomycetes, Ceraceosorales, Ceraceosoraceae. Gene Ontology annotation, cellular component: nuclear proteasome complex; proteasome regulatory particle, lid subcomplex; cytoplasm. Bases 345 to 1958 code for a protein of 537 amino acids.